Messenger RNA from Rotaria sordida, 1329 nucleotides. The record is from the annotation of a GenBank genome assembly. NCBI's taxonomy places the organism in Eukaryota, Metazoa, Rotifera, Eurotatoria, Philodinida, Philodinidae.
AUGUUAAGUAUUAGAGGACACGAUGGCUAAGCUCAAGAAUUAUUACUUGACAUUUAUGAACGUUUGGAUGAUCUCGGCGCAGAUAAAGCUGAAGCUCGAGCUGGUCGAAUUUUACACGGUUUAGGUUUUACUAAAAAAAUGCAACAUAAAAGAUGUAAAGAUUUUUCUGGUGGAUGGCGAAUGCGUAUUGCUCUAGCACGAGCACUUUUUGUUAGUCCACAUUUAUUAUUACUUGAUGAACCAACGAAUCAUUUGGAUCUUGAUGCUUGUGUAUGGCUUGAAGAAGAACUUAGUAAUUAUAAACGUAUUCUUGUUAUGGUAUCUCAUUCACAAGAUUUUCUUAAUGGUGUUUGUACAAAUAUUGUGCAUUUAACAAAAAAGAAACUUUUUGUCUAUGGUGGUAAUUAUGAUGCUUAUGUUCAAACACGACAAGAAUUAGAAACAAAUCAAAUGAAAAAAUAUCAAUGGGAACAAGAACAAGUAGCAAAAACAAAACAUUUUAUUGCACGUUUUGGUAGUGGUAGUCGUGCAUCACAAGCUCAAAGUAGAGAAAAAACAUUAGCAAAAAUGAUGGAAAGUGGUUUAACUGAAAAAGUUAUUCAAGAAAAAACUUUAUCAUUAUCUUUUCCUGAUCCAGGAAAAAUUCCACCACCUUGUUUAAUGGUUCAAGGUGUUGCUUUUCGUUAUUCUGAUAAUACAGAUUGGAUAUAUACAAAUCUUGAUUUUGGUAUUGAUCUUGAUACUCGUGUUGCAUUAGUUGGUCCAAAUGGUGCUGGAAAAUCGACUUUGCUUAAAUUAAUUGAUAAUCAAUUAUUACCAACUAAAGGACAAAUACGUCGUAAUGCGCAUUUACGUAUGGGUCGUUAUCAUCAACAUUUAACUGAACAAUUAGAUCUAAAUUUAUCAGCACUUGAUUAUAUGAUGAAAUGUUUUCCUGAUAUAACUGAAAAAGAAGAUAUGAGAAGAAUUAUUGGUCGAUUUGGUUUAACAGGUAGACAACAAAUAUGUCCAAUGAGAAAUUUAUCUGAUGGACAACGAUGUCGAGUAUGUUUUGCUUGGUUAGCAUGGCAAAGUCCACAUUUAUUAUUACUUGAUGAACCGACAAAUCAUCUUGAUAUCGAAACAAUUGAUGCAUUAGCUGAUGCAAUACGAAAUUUUGCUGGUGGAAUGGUCCUUGUUAGUCACGAUUUUCGUUUAAUAAGACAAGUAGCUGAUAAAAUUUGGGUUUGUGAAAAUCAAGAAGUAAAAGAAUGGCCCGGUGAUAUUCUUAGUUAUAAAGAAUAUUUACGACAAAAAAUGCAACCAGAUUUUGCUCCACCAAAAAAAUAA